This is a messenger RNA of Hemicordylus capensis (graceful crag lizard), 3475 nucleotides long. RefSeq names its product PHD finger protein 6 (gene PHF6). Lineage: Eukaryota; Metazoa; Chordata; Lepidosauria; Squamata; Cordylidae. The transcript has 10 exons. The record is from RefSeq and is a predicted model, not a curated record. The coding region runs from base 207 to 1295 and encodes 362 amino acids. Gene Ontology annotation, cellular component: nucleus.
GAGGGAGCACACCUCCAUCCUAGUUGCAUAUUUAUUCUUUUUAAUUUUUUCAAUUGUGAGCCCUUCUGGGACUUUUUGUUGGGGAUUUUCUUCCUUCUUUGAAGCGAUAUAAACCAUUUUUAUAUCAAAGAAGGUUGAUGCUUUUAUGUUUAAAAAAAGACAUUGGCGAAGAUUGAAGUGGCGACCUUUUGAGCUACUUUGAAGUCAUGUCGGGCUCCGUCGGACAGAAGAAGGGGCCCGGGAGACAGCGCAAGUGCGGCUUCUGUAGGUCUAAUAAAGAUAACGAAUGUGGGCAGCUGCUGCUGUCUGAAAACCAGAAGGUGGCAGCACAUCACAAAUGUAUGCUUUUCUCUUCUGCCUUGGUGUCGUCACACUCCGAUAAUGAGAGUCUUGGCGGCUUUUCCAUUGAAGAUGUACAGAAGGAAAUAAAAAGAGGUACCAAGCUGAUGUGCUCGUUAUGCCAUUGUCCAGGGGCAACUAUUGGCUGUGAUGUAAAAACCUGCCACAAGACAUAUCACUACUAUUGUGCGUUGCAUGACAAGGCUCAGAUCCGAGAGAAACCCUCCCAAGGCAUUUACAUGAUAUUGUGUCGAAAACACAAGAAAGCACCACACAAUUCUGAAGACUUAGAAGAAGGUCUUAAUGAACACGAGUUGGAACCGUCCCCCCCUAAAAAGAGGGGGCGCAAAGGAAGGCCCAGAAAAAUGAAUCUCAAAGGGCAGCCAGAAGACGCGCGAUCGACAUCUUCACAUGGCACAGACGACAUAGAAAGCAGUUCUUAUAGAGACAGAUCACCUCACAGAAGCAGUCCCAAUGAUACAAAACCUAAAUGUGGAUUCUGUCAUGCAGGUGAAGAAGAAAAUGAAGCUAGAGGGAAGCUUCAUAUAUUCAAUGCCAAAAAGGCAGCUGCACAUUACAAGUGCAUGUUGUUCUCUUCUGGCACUGUACAACUGACAACCACGUCAAGGGCAGAGUUUGGUGACUUUGACAUUAAAACUGUGCUUCAGGAAAUCAAACGAGGGAAAAGAAUGAAGUGUACACUCUGUAGUCAGUCUGGUGCUACGAUUGGAUGUGAAAUUAAAGCUUGUAUCAAGACUUACCAUUACCACUGUGGAGUACAAGACAAAGCAAAAUACAUUGAGAAUAUGUCACGAGGGAUUUACAAGCUUUACUGUAAAAACCAUAGUGGGAAUGAUGAACGAGACGAAGAGGACGAAGAACGAGAAAGCAAAAGCCGUGAGAAGUCGGUCGCUGACCAUAGCAGAGUUCCGCAGCAGCAGCUCAAUGGGAACUAGGUAUGGAUGCUUUCGCCGGACAGCCCUUUUCCUGGAAUGCCGCUGUACAGUUAAUUACUUGUUGUUAGUAGUGAGACAUUUUAAACUGAGCGUAUGCCAAUAAGAAGGUUUUUGUUCUGUUUAAACUGGAGUCCUAUUGCACAAGAGCUGGGGAUGUUUCUCAAAACUAGCAGAUCUUGAUAACAAAGGCUCCUCACUCUUGCUAAUAAACAUAGCAGUCCUUUCCAGUCGGGUUAGUAUGCUUUUCUCUCUUUUAUUCUCUACUAUUUUACAAUGUACUCUUUCUUUUAUUCCCUCCCCAUCAUCUUUUAAACAGGUUCAAGGGACAGAGUUAAACUGGGAAUGAAUAAGACAUCCAUAACUACUAACCUUUUUUAAAAAAAAAUAUUUUUUUUUUUUGCUUUAAGGUCAGAAAAGGGUUAGUAACUUCUCCUUUUUCCCUUAAACAAAAAACCUGCCCGACUGUUAGAAAUGUCAUUGAGCUGCCUGAAAUGUUCAUGUGUGUGAGCCUUCAAGGAGCUGCAGUUUUACAUGUCAAUAUUAUGUAGUUAGUUAGUCUGCAGUGUCUGGAGGGGGGGGAAACAAACCCGAAACACUAUAUAAAUGAUAUGUAACGUGUACAGUGUCAAAGCUGAGGCAGACGUGGAAAUGGUAAACUAUUUCUGGACUGAAUAAAAUCCUGAGGUUUUGGAAUCUGUUAAGUUUGAUGGAUUUGUGCACCAUGGUAAGGUCUGAAGUUUAAUUUGCUCUGCGGACAUGCUUGUGGCAACUGCGAGUCUGUAAACUAGUGCGUUUUUGCAUUUACCUUCACACACAAACUAUGGAGGCAAGCCCAGAGGGAAGCUGUUGAGCCCUCUUUUGCAAAGGCACACAGUAGAGGAAAAAACUCUCCAGCUCCACAGGUGUGCUUCUGAACCUUUUGGGUUAUUCCUGCUACAGUUGUUUCUACUGCCUAGCAUUCCUUACUGGAGAUCUCGAACAGCUGUUGACUCUUGAGCUGUGAACUUCCGGUACUCAUGCCAAAGGGCUGUAGUUCACUCACCACCUCCUCCUCCUGACCAUCCACUUCUUCUCUUCUCCCUCGCUUUACCAACAACCUGUGGCUAAUUGCAACUUAAAACAAAGCCGUCGCUCCUGGAAGCUGCACCCCUCCACCCCCGAACCUCUUAGAUUUCAAAGUUACUGCUUAACUCUCACUAUGGAAUUUAGCCACCUUAUUGGGCAUCAUACCUCAAGUGCUCUGUGCUGCGUGGAACACAUCAUGUUUUGUCCAAAUAAAAAAAUAAAAUAAAUUAUAUCCCGAUCCUGUAUGCUGUAAAGAAGGAUGAAGAAUGAGACUCUGGGUUUUUCUUUGAGUUUUUAAAAAGAGGUCAGUAUUUAUUUUGAGUCUUGUGACCACUAUAUGAGUUUGUCUUUUAACUAUUGAUUCGGGCCUCCUGGCAAAUCAGCAAGUCAAAUGCUGUUUGAAAAUCUACAGAGUGCUCUGUUGGAGCCUAAUCAGCUUGAAAUUAUGUCAAGUCUUAAUAUCCUCAUUACUGUCAAAACCCUGAUAUUUCUAACUGCUAGUCAUUUCUUCCAUUGGUCUACUAAAACCAAUUAUUUUUAAACACAACCCCCCAAAAAAGCAUACUAGUGAGCAAACUCACUCUAGAUUUUUUUCCUCACUUGAAAUUUGAGGCAAAGCAGCAAAUGAAAAUACUGACAAUUUGACAGAAAACCAGAAGGCUCACUAAGCAGUUGAUACUGCAAAAACUUUUUCACAAUAAGAUUGAUGUUUCUGAAGCCUUGUGGAAUCACAUGGCUUGGUGUUUUUAUUUUAUUUUUAACCUUCUAUUGUCUCCUUUUAUUUUUGGUAAUGCAUUUCAUUGUUGUCUUGAGGGACUCAACUGUUGUGUAUAAGAACUUCAAAGACUCUCAAGUUGGGAUCCAAUUCGUUGGGUUUGAAAACUUCCUGGAAGAAUGCAGUUUUAGUAGAAAAGUUGUGUAUAAAAAAAGCUGUUAACUGCUCUUAUGCCAUUGACCAAUUUUUUUUUAUUUUGUAUUGUAACUUUCAAGAUUAAAGGCACAACUUGUACUGAAAUAGAUUUCUACCAGGGUGUGCGCUCUUUCAAAAGCCUGUGUUGUGUGUUUUUUAAGUUGUGUAAUUGUUUCAGAAUACAAACAUCUGUCUUGGUAUAUUA